Messenger RNA from Suillus clintonianus, 559 nucleotides. RefSeq lists its product as uncharacterized. The record is from RefSeq and is a predicted model, not a curated record. Bases 126 to 557 code for a protein of 143 amino acids. Lineage: Eukaryota; Fungi; Basidiomycota; Agaricomycetes; Boletales; Suillaceae. The transcript has 3 exons.
GAUGAAUUGAAUAACUGCGCUUGUCCUCAAACUUCAAGGUCUCCAUCGAAGUCUGAAGACGACAACCGACCUUCUCAUAAGAAUAUUAUUGUCAAACAGACCCGAGCGGAGCACUAUAAAUUGCCAUGUUAUUCUACCUUUCCCUUCUUGCAGCCCUGGCAUCACUGGUGAUGGUUGGCUACCGCUACCGCGCAACUCUCCCUACAAGAGUUAAGGCUUUCUUCCCAAGCCUUAACCACUACACGCCCCUUGCCUCAUUUUCGGAUCAGGCACGUGCGGGGUUGAGCUCUCCGAUGUUUGACAUUGAGUCAGCCAACAUCGCUGAGGGAGAUUCGCGAGCGGGGCUGGACGAACAGGGAACGCAAGAGGUGCUGGACAUCAUGCGUGCCCAACGGGUCAACUUCGACCAAGCAAGAUUGAUUCGUCAUAACCAAAUUCUUGCUCGUAAUGGGAUCGAUCCGUCGGGUAAGCGUUAUUAUUAUCUUGUAGUUCUUGCGAAUUCAUCAUGGUGUCCCACAGGCAUGCCACUUGAUUCAAAGGCUGUUACGAGGCUGUGAUC